Erinaceus europaeus (western European hedgehog) is the source of this 1551-nucleotide messenger RNA. RefSeq names its product melanoma-associated antigen 4-like. The record is from RefSeq and is a predicted model, not a curated record. The coding region runs from base 51 to 1091 and encodes 346 amino acids. The transcript has a single exon. Gene Ontology annotation, biological process: negative regulation of transcription by RNA polymerase II. Gene Ontology annotation, cellular component: nucleus. Lineage: Eukaryota; Metazoa; Chordata; Mammalia; Eulipotyphla; Erinaceidae.
UACCUGCCUGUUCGCACAUUUCGGCUGGCUUUGUGAUCAUCACCACCACCAUGUCCUCUCACUGUGAUCAGGCUGAGCUCCGCAAGAUGGAGGAAGACCUUCAAGGCCCAGAAGAGGCCCCAGGCCUAGCUGGGGGGCAGCAGUCAGGUGCAAGGGAAGGAGUAUUCUCUUCUUCCUCCUCUGCAUCUGCCCUGUCUCCGGACACCCUUCUCAGGGAAGCUGCUACAGGUGUUCCUGGGGCUCUGGAGAGUCCUCCAAGGGCCAGUUGCUCCCCGAGAGCUGCGGCUGACACUGAGUGGCGACAACCCCAGGAGGUGAUCACUGACAGCCAGUCAGAAGAGGAAGAGGAGGAUGUGGAGGAGGAGGUAGAGAAUGCCCACAAUCAGCCUGAGGAGGAAGACCCCAGAAACGCAGAAGAGGAGGGAGCAGUUGGUCCCAGGCAGGAGGCAGCAGGAGCCCAGUUCGCCCACUUUCAGGAAUUAUUGUAUACAAAGAUGGCCGACCUGGUGUCUUUCCUGCUGAACAAGUACCGCAGGAGGGAGAUAUCCACCCAGGUCGAGAUUCUGAAUCAAGUCCUUGAUGAGGAGCAGGAGCACUUCCCUCUCAUCUUCAGGCAGGCCCGCGAGUGCUUGCAGCUGGUGUUUGGCAUCGAUGUGCAGGAGGUAGACCCCCCGGGCCUAUCCUGGGUCCUGGCUCCCACCCUGGGUCUUACCUACGAUGGGUUGACCGAGGCUGAGGACAGUGUGCCCAAGACUGGCCUGCUGGUGAUGGUGCUGGGUGUCAUCGUCCUGCAGGGCGACUGCGCUUCUGAGGCGGACAUGUGGGAAUCACUGAAUUUGAUGGGGCUGAGUGCUGGGAGGGAGCAUUACAUUUUUGGGGAGCCCCGGGAGCUUCUCACUAAUGAGUGGGUGCAGGAGCAGUACCUGGUAUACCAGCGGGUGCGCGGCAGCCGGCCUGCCCACUAUGAGUUCCUGUGGGGUCCCCGGGCACAUGCGGAGACCAGCCGCCAGAGAGUUCUGUAUCGUCUGUUCAUGGUCUAUAGCAUGAAUCCUGGAUGCUUCCUUGCUCUGUCUGGAGAGGAGAUUAACUAAGUCUUUGAGCCAACGUGUAGAGUACAAAGUCCUAGGUGGAAGCAUCCAGGUUAAGCUGGGAAACCAGUGCAGAGAAUAUCUUUGGGUUUGUGUUUUCUUUGAUAUGUUUGAUAUGUAAACAUUUUUCAAAUUUUCUUUUAAUGGAAGAUGUAACUAGCUUUAACAUUUAAGUUUGUGGUCCAAUUUAAAUGGAAGAUCAAAAUUAAUAGAUCACACAUAUACUUCUAAUUAGCCAGUUCAUCUAAAAGUGUUUUUGCUAUUUUGUAAAACAAGUCAGGAAAACCUCAUCUUAUUUUGUGAUCAGGAACUAGAAAACAUGGCAUUACAACUGGAAUUUUCUUGGAAAUGUUAAAGAACCUAGCAAGAAAUGUACUUGACAAGUAGAAAAAUGACUGUACAGGAGAGUUAAAUCGUUUUACCUGUUUUAUGUUCAUUUAGAAAUUAAAAUAUGUUAUCUGGA